Molecule: messenger RNA, 2607 nt
Organism: Pediculus humanus corporis (human body louse)
Lineage: Eukaryota; Metazoa; Arthropoda; Insecta; Psocodea; Pediculidae
Exons: 16
Coding region: 1-2607 (868 amino acids)
Biological process (GO): intracellular protein transport; clathrin-dependent endocytosis
Cellular component (GO): AP-2 adaptor complex; membrane coat
Molecular function (GO): clathrin-cargo adaptor activity
Source: RefSeq, a predicted model, not a curated record
AUGUAUGCAACUCUGUCAUUUCUUUGGGCACGAUAUAGAUUUGGGCACAUGAGCAAAAAACAAAUAGGUUAUUUGUUUAUAUCCGUAUUAGUCAGUGUGAACAGUGAUUUAAUCAAACUUAUUAUUCAAAGUAUAAAAAAUGAUCUUCAAUCUAGAAAUCCAAUUCAUGUAAAUUUAGCACUUCAAUGCAUUGCAAAUAUUGGAAGCAAAGACAUGGCUGAAGCUUUUGGCUAUGACAUACCUAAACUUCUUGUGUCUGGGGAUACCAUGGAUGUUGUUAAGCAAUCUGCAGCUCUUUGUCUUCUUCGCUUGUUUAGAACAUCACAAGAAAUUAUUCCUGGAGGAGAAUGGACAUCCAGAAUCAUUCAUUUGCUAAAUGAUCAACACAUGGGUGUAGUGACAGCUGCAACCAGUCUUAUUGAUGCUCUUGUUAAGAAAAACCCUGAUGAAUAUAAAGGAUGUGUUAGUUUGGCAGUUUCUAGACUCAGUCGAAUUGUUACAGCAAGUUACACUGAUUUGCAAGAUUACACAUAUUAUUUUGUACCCGCCCCUUGGCUUUCCGUGAAAUUACUCAGGCUUUUGCAAAAUUACACACCCCCAUCGGAAGAUCCUGGCGUGCGUGGACGUUUAAAUGAAUGUUUAGAAACAAUACUCAACAAAGCUCAAGAGCCUCCAAAAUCUAAAAAAGUUCAACAUUCAAAUGCUAAAAAUGCCGUUCUUUUUGAAGCUAUUAGUUUAAUUAUUCACAAUGAUAGCGAGCCUAAUCUUUUAGUAAGGGCUUGUAAUCAAUUGGGUCAGUUUCUUUCUAAUAGAGAAACCAACUUGCGAUAUUUAGCUUUGGAAUCAAUGUGUCAUCUCGCAACCUCAGAAUACUCACAUGACGCUGUUAAAAAACAUCAAGAAGUUGUAAUUUUGUCUAUGAAAAUGGAAAAAGACGUUUCUGUGAGACAACAAGCAGUUGAUUUGCUGUAUGCUAUGUGUGACAAGAGUAAUGCAGAAGAAAUUGUUCAAGAGAUGUUAAAUUACUUAGAAACUGCAGAUUAUUCCAUACGAGAAGAAAUGGUGUUAAAAGUAGCAAUAUUGGCUGAAAAAUAUGCCACCGAUUAUACUUGGUAUGUUGACGUUAUACUGAAUUUAAUAAGGAUAGCAGGUGAUUAUGUGAGCGAAGAAGUUUGGUAUCGAGUUAUUCAAAUUGUAAUAAACAGAGAUGAUGUACAAGGUUACGCAGCAAAAACAGUUUUUGAGGCGUUGCAAGCUCCUGCGUGUCAUGAAAAUAUGGUAAAAGUAGGAGGAUAUAUUCUCGGUGAAUUUGGUAAUCUCAUUGCGGGAGAUAAAAGGUCUUCUCCAGCAAUACAGUUUCAAUUGUUGCAUUCCAAAUACCAUUUAUGUUCCCCAAUGACUCGUGCUUUAUUGUUAUCGACAUACAUAAAAUUUGUUAACCUUUUUCCUGAGAUUCGCGAUCAAAUACAAGCAGUGUAUCGAUUGCAUAGUAAUUUAAGAUCUGCCGAUGCUGAGCUACAACAACGAGCCUCAGAAUACCUUCAAUUGAGUAUUGUUGCAUCAACCGAUGUUUUGGCAACUGUUUUAGAAGAAAUGCCAGCUUUUCCCGAGAGAGAGUCUUCUAUUUUAGCCGUUUUAAAGAAAAAGAAGCCUGGAAGAAUUCCAGAAAAUGAAAUUAGGGAAAGCAAAAGUCCAAUUCCAGCAGGUUCCAAUCAUUCCGUUGAAUAUAACAAUACCGCCCAGACCACAGUAACUAAUAAUCAGGCUGAUCUCUUAGGGUUAUCUACGCCUCCAGCUCCGACAAAUAAUACUGGAACCCUCAUAGAUGUUCUCGGUGAUUUGUAUUCUUCAAGCAACAACGUUCAAGUCAACAAUGCAGCUCCACCUACGGUUAACGGAUAUAAUCCCAAAAAAUUUGUUUGCAAGAGUAACGGCGUAUUGUUUGAAAACGAUGUCAUACAAAUUGGCGUUAAAUCAGAAUUUAGGCAAAAUUUGGGAAGGCUGGGAUUAUUUUACGGAAAUAAAACAACAAUUCCUUUACAAUAUUUUUCAGUUACGUAUAAUCCUUCAAGUGACUUAAGCAGUAAGCUGAACAUUCAAAUGAAACCUGUCGAGCCUAUUUUAGAAGGCGGUGCGCAAAUACAACAAAUGGUCAAUGCUGAAUGCAUUGAAGAAUAUACGGAUGCUCCAAGUAUUGUCGUUUCUUUUGUUUACAAUAACACAUCUGAAAAACAUGCUAUUAAACUGCCAUUGACCAUAAAUAAAUUCUUUCAACCCACUGAAAUGAAUGGAGAAUCAUUUUUUGCACGGUGGAAGAAUCUCGGAAAUCAACAAAGAGCGCAAAAAAUAUUUAAAGCUUCUACUCCAAUGGAUUUAUCUGUAGUUCGCACAAAGCUCAUGGGAUUCGGUAUGCAGGUUCUUGAUGGUAUCGAUCCAAAUCCAGAUAAUUUUGUUUUAGCCGGAAUAAUUCAUACGAGGAUGGCCCAAAUAGGAUGUUUACUACGUUUAGAACCGAACAAAGCGGCUCAGAUGUUUCGCCUCACUGUUCGAUCAAGCAAAGAACCAGUUUCCGUUGAAAUAUGCGAAUUGCUCUCUGAUCAGUUUUAA